Molecule: messenger RNA, 1077 nt
Organism: Ustilago hordei
Lineage: Eukaryota; Fungi; Basidiomycota; Ustilaginomycetes; Ustilaginales; Ustilaginaceae
Product: putative vacuolar atp synthase subunit d
Exons: 1
Coding region: 1-1077 (358 amino acids)
Biological process (GO): proton transmembrane transport; vacuolar transport; vacuolar acidification
Cellular component (GO): fungal-type vacuole membrane; vacuolar proton-transporting V-type ATPase complex; proton-transporting V-type ATPase, V0 domain
Molecular function (GO): proton-transporting ATPase activity, rotational mechanism
Source: RefSeq, a predicted model, not a curated record
AUGGAAAUGAUCUCGUUCAAUGUCGACCAUGGCUUUCUCGAAGGAGUAGUUCGUGGUUACUGUACAUCUCUUCUCGCUUCAAAUCACUAUCAGUCUUUGACUCAAUGUGAAACGCUUGAUGAUUUCAAAAUGCAACUUUCAGCAACAGACUACGGCAAUUUCCUUCAAAACGAACCUUGGCCUAUUUCCACCUCGACCAUUGCCGACAAAGCGACACGGAAACUCGUCUCGGAAUUCGAAUAUCUUAGGACUAAUGCUGUUCAGCCUCUUUCCAAGUUCCUCGAUUAUAUGACGUAUGCGUAUAUGAUCGACAAUGUCAUCCUUCUUAUUACCGGUACACUUCAUCAACGUGACACGCACGAACUCUUGCAAAGAUGCCAUCCACUCGGCUUAUUCGAUACAAUGCCUGCACUGUGUGUAGCUACCACUGUGGAGGAGUUGUACAACUCGGUCUUGGUCGAAACACCUUUGGCGCCGUAUUUCCGCGAUUGUAUUUCGGCUUCAGAUCUGGAUGAUUUGAACAUCGAAAUCAUUCGAAACACUCUUUACAAGGCCUACCUCGAAGAUUUUUACUCCUUUUGCCAGAGCUUAGGCCCAACGACAAAGGAGACCAUGUCUCAGUUGUUGAGCUUCGAAGCCGAUCGUAGAACGAUCAAUAUCACUAUCAACUCUUUCGGUACGAGCCUUGGUAAGGAGGAUAGAGCAAGGUUGUUUCCCAGUAUUGGAAAGUUGUUUCCAGCGGGGAAUAACAUUUUAGCUAAAGCAGACGAAUUGGAUCAGGUCAAGAGCGUUUGCGAUGCUAUUCCUGAAUACCGUUCUUUCUUCGAUAGCUCCACUCAAAGUGGUGGCGCAGCAGCCAACGGAGCUGUAGAGGCAAACGCAGAUAUGUUGGAAGAUAAAAUGUUCAAGUUGGAGGUUCAUCUCAAUAGGAUGCUCACCAUUACGCAGUUUCAGUUUGGUAUCUUUUACGCAUGGUUGAAACUCAAGGAACAGGAGAUUAGAAGCAUCACUUGGAUCGCAGAAUGUAUUGCUCAGAAUGCUAGGGAUCGCAUCUCUGACUUUAUUCCUCCUAUCUAA